Molecule: messenger RNA, 1137 nt
Organism: Darwinula stevensoni
Lineage: Eukaryota; Metazoa; Arthropoda; Ostracoda; Podocopida; Darwinulidae
Source: the annotation of a GenBank genome assembly
AUGUAUUUUCGCCGCCUCGAGGAUGACCGCGUCCGUUUCUCUCUUGGAAAGGGAGUGACGUGCUGCGACUACAGUCCGAGCUGCAACCUGAUCGCGGGAGGGUGCUGGGACGGGGGGGUGCUGCUCUGGACGCCGUAUUCGCCGGAGACGCCGUUCAUUUCGCUGCAGUCGCCUGGGAGGCUUCAGGACCUGGCCUUCAUCGAGUCCACGCUCUUCACGCUCUCGAGGGAUGCGAGACUCUGCGUAUGGGACACGACGAACGAGCGACUUUUACGGAGCACCCAGCUGGACUUCCCGGCUCGGAAGGUGCUGGGCAAGCACCUGGAGUACCCCGGGAGGACCGUGAUCCCCUGGGGUGAAGAGAGGCCUCCGUCCCUGCUCCUGAUUGGCUGCUGCGAUUACAUCGCUUGGAUCUCGAUGGACUGGGUGGAGCGGAACCCGGACGACCAGUCCCAAUCCAGCUCCUCCACUACCCCCAAGAGUCUGGAGCAGUUUGACUUUGACCUGGACCAGCAUCCAAGCAGUAACAAGACCAAGCUGGCGCCGUCCCGGGUGAGGCUGAGCGCAAGCGAGAACAACCUGUCUCGGGCCCAGGUCCCCACGGCAUCCACUGCAUAUCGGGACAAGAUCUUGACCCAGAUGCAGCGGGCAUUGGAAGCCAGGCCGGUGAGGAACGUCCACCCGCACACGUUGCAGAUCUUUGAGGCGAAACGAGAUGGAAAAGGACUGAGGACCUCCAAAUGGGCCCUCCCCAAAAUCCAGACCUUGCGACUGGCCGCCAGCACGAAGGCAAGUAUCCACACCGCACAGUGUAAGCAGGAGGCCUCUCGGGAUCAGGUGAAGGCCAAGGUCGACCAAGGUUACCCAUACUGUGCACUCAAUGUUCCCGAUCUCACAGGAGACAUUCACUCAUCUGUCUCGCGAAGCGUUUCCUCCCAGUUUUAGUCCUCGUUCACACUGUGAUUUGUCCCACUUUUUUUCUUUGUCUCUCUGCACUGAUCUCUCAUUCUUAGUCAUUAUUGGUGCUCUCAUGAUUCCUGGUUUGGUGCUGUGCCUUGCCUGCUUCAUCCAUGCAUAUCUACUACACGUACACCUUUCAACAAUGAAAAAAGAUUAACAGUAUAAAGAUGAACAAAA